Molecule: messenger RNA, 453 nt
Organism: Nematocida major
Lineage: Eukaryota; Fungi; Microsporidia
Exons: 1
Coding region: 1-453 (150 amino acids)
Source: RefSeq, a predicted model, not a curated record
AUGAAGAAAGAAGUUGAAACGAUUCGGAAGCUCCUGCAGGAUAAGAUCCCACUGAACAUAGUAACCCUAGAGGACGAAGGCAUCAUAAGAGAACUCUACGACCUGCACAGUCCUGAAAUAACAUUCAACCCAAUAUACGACAACUCCCGCAUAAACAUAUGCAUAUCCCACAGCAAAGAGGAGAUACUCGACCUCCUAAAGGACAAGCCGAACAUAAAAGAGCUGAUCCUCCACAACGAGUACUACCUUUACAGCGAGAUAAAAGUCCUUGCAAGCGGGAAAGUUCUUCUCCCCUCCUCCGACAGCCCGAGCGAGAUCACCCCCGCAGAAGAGCAGGCCAUAAAAGGAAAUCCAACCGUUCCCAUUGAGCUCCUGAAAGAGAACCUGAAAAGCCAGGGAAAACUUCCCGUUUCCCGGGCUAUCCGCAUAACGGGCAAAUACGAGGACGAGUAA